GAAAAGCAAGGAUUUCUGAAUUUACUGUGACUACAGAUAGAAGGAUGUUGCCUUAGGAAUAGCAGAGGUCUUCUCUCAGCUGCUAAACAGUGCCCGCUGCUGCCAUAGACACUUGGGUGCUCGAGAAAUCUCCUGAAGGACUUGUCCAUUGUGUACUUGCAAUGAGCCAGGCCCUAGGCUGGGCCUUGGCUACAGCCUGGUGAACAAAACUCUCUCCCAGCCUCAAGCGCGCACACCCAGGAAAGAUGAGUGAAGAACGGUGGGUCUCCCUCACUCCAGAAGAAUUUGGCCAACUCCAGAAAUAUGCAGAAUAUUCUUCCAAGAAGAUAAAUGAUGUCUUGGCUGAAUUUAAUGAGGGUGGGAGCCUCAAACAAUAUGACCCACAUGAGCCUAUUAGCUAUGACGUCUUCAAGCUGUUCAUGAGGGCGUACCUGGAGGUGGACCUUCCACAGCCACUGAGCACACACCUCUUCCUGGCCUUCAGCCAGAAGCCCAGACAGGAGACCCUGUCCCACCCAAAGGAGGGGGCCAGCAACAGCGAAGCCAGUGGGCCAGAUUCCAACAUACAGAAUGCAGAUAAUGCUGCCAAAGCAGACGAGGCUUGUGCCCCUGAUAUGGGAUCAAAGAUCACCGAGAAGCAAGUGCCAACUAAAGACCAAGUGUCUGUGACCCCCGUGGGAAACCAUGAUGCUCAGUCUUCAGGCUCAGAAUCCCCCAUAGUGUACCUGAAGGAUGUCAUGUGUUACCUGUCCUUGCUGGAAACGGGGAGACCUCAGGAUAAGCUAGAGUUCAUGUUUCGUCUCUAUGAUUCGGAUGAGAAUGGUCUCCUGGACCAAGCGGAGAUGGAUCGUAUUGUCAACCAGAUGCUACACAUUGCCCAGUAUCUCGAGUGGGAUCCCACGGAGCUAAGGCCUAUAUUGAAGGAGAUGUUACAAGGGAUGGACUACGACCGGGAUGGCUUUGUGUCUCUCCAGGAGUGGGUCCACGGAGGGAUGACCACCAUCCCAUUGCUUGUCCUCCUGGGCAUGGACGACUCUGGCUCCAAGGGGGACGGGAGGCACGCCUGGACCAUGAAGCAUUUCAAGAAACCAACCUACUGCAACUUCUGCCAUGUCACGCUGAUGGGUGCUCGGAAGCAAGGCCUGUGCUGCAUUUACUGUAAAUACACUGUCCAUGAACGCUGUGUAUCCAAAAACAUUCCUGGAUGUAUCAAAACGAACUCAAAAACCAAAAGGGGCGGUGAGUUUCACCGCAAAUGUGAAUUGUCAACUUUGUGUGAUGGUGGGGAGCUCAGAGACCACAUUUUGCUGCCCACGUCAAUAUGCCCCAUCACCCGGUAUAAGAUCAUCCCCACCCCGGGUACCCACCCCCUGCUGGUUUUGGUGAACCCCAAGAGUGGAGGGAGACAAGGAGAAAGAAUUCUUCGGAAAUUCCACUAUCUGCUCAACCCCAAACAAGUUUUCAACCUGGACAAUGGGGGGCCUACUCCAGGGUUUAACUUUUUCCGUGAUACUCCAGACUUCCGUGUCUUGGCCUGCGGAGGAGAUGGGACAGUUGGCUGGAUUUUGGAUUGCAUUGAUAAGGCCAACUUCGCAAAGCAUCCACCCGUGGCUGUCCUGCCUCUUGGAACAGGAAAUGACCUGGCCCGCUGUCUCCGCUGGGGAGGGGGUUAUGAAGGGGGCAGCCUGACGAAAAUCCUGAAGGACAUUGAGCAGAGCCCCUUGGUGAUGCUGGACCGCUGGCAUCUGGAAGUCAUCCCCAGAGAGGAGGCGGAGAAUGGGGACCAGGUCCCGUACAACCUCAUGAACAACUAUUUCUCUAUCGGCGUGGAUGCUUCCAUCGCACACAGAUUCCACGUGAUGAGAGAGAAACACCCUGAAAAAUUCAACAGCAGGAUGAAGAACAAGCUGUGGUACUUUGAAUUCGGCACCUCAGAGACCUUCGCAGCCACCUGCAAGAAACUCCACGACCACAUAGAGUUGGAGUGUGACGGAGUUGGGGUGGACCUGAGCGGCAUCUUCCUUGAAGGCAUUGCUAUUCUCAACAUUCCCAGCAUGUACGGUGGCACCAAUCUCUGGGGAGAAACCAAGAAGAACCGGGCUGUGAUCCGGGAAAGCAGGAAGGUCGUCACUGACCCCAAGGAACUGAAAUUCUGCAUUCAAGACCUCAGUGACCAGCUUCUUGAAGUGGUGGGGCUAGAGGGAGCCAUGGAAAUGGGGCAGAUCUACACUGGCCUGAAGAGUGCAGGCAGGAGGCUGGCCCAGUGCUCCUCUGUCUCCAUCAGGACGAACAAGCUGCUGCCAAUGCAAGUGGAUGGAGAGCCCUGGAUGCAGCCACCUUGCACGAUUAAAAUUACUCACAAGAACCAAGCGCCUAUGAUGAUGGGGCCCCCCCAGAAGAGCAGCUUCUUUUCUCUGAGAAGGAAGAGCCGUUCAAAAGACUAGACACUAUGCCCAAUGCCACUUCAACCAAGAGAGAAGACAAGAAACUGAAGCACACACAUACACACAUACACACAUACACACCACACACAUGCGCGUGCACACGCGCACACACACACACACACACACACACACACACACUCUUCUCCAACCAGUGGAAGCCAAGCCACCCUUCAGCAAGAAGGCUUCACCCUGACAUCCAUUCUAUUUCAACCAUGGACACACUCCAACAGAGCCAGUGCCGGCAGGACGUUGUGAAUGGACUUAGAGCCCUCCAGGGUGCAGCUGGCUCAUGCAGCAACUCCCACUUUCCCAGAAGACCUUGAGCGGGACUUUCUGAGACUGAAGGAGAAACCCCCCCCCCUUUCUUUCCACCACCGCUGCAAGUUUCCUCGCCGCUCACAAGGAGCAGGCUGCAGGUUUCCUGUCUAAGGGGAGAUCGGAUGUGGCCAAGGGAAAAAGCCUGCGUUCCAGGGGACGCUCACAAAGGUCCCUCUGUGAGGAGACA
Messenger RNA from Lipotes vexillifer (Yangtze River dolphin), 2949 nucleotides. It is a transcript of the gene DGKG, whose product is annotated as diacylglycerol kinase gamma. The record is from RefSeq and is a predicted model, not a curated record. Lineage: Eukaryota; Metazoa; Chordata; Mammalia; Artiodactyla; Lipotidae. Gene Ontology annotation, biological process: phospholipase C-activating G protein-coupled receptor signaling pathway. The transcript has 22 exons. The coding region runs from base 246 to 2444 and encodes 732 amino acids. Gene Ontology annotation, cellular component: plasma membrane. Gene Ontology annotation, molecular function: ATP-dependent diacylglycerol kinase activity; calcium ion binding.